GGGCGAGGUACGUAAGAUUUUAUAUGUGGCAGUUGACAGUUUAUAUCUCCUAAGUUAUAGUAGUUAUACUAAUAUGUAUUAUGUUAGGUACUUGCGCUUAAUGAGAGAAUGAAGUGCCACUUAGAGAUCAGCAAGGAAGCUAGACGGUCCGCUAGCAAGCCCGCUAGCAUGCCCACUAACCAAACCCAUGAAGUUUGCAUUCGGGAUCUUGCAGUAGUGCCAAAGCUUGAAAUCCGGGGCAAAUCCACCUGUUUGGAUUCAAGUAUCGAGGAAGUAAUACAGACUCUUGCUCAUCACGUUGAAGGUCCGUGUUUAGAUGCAAUCCUCAUUACUCAUGCUUUGCAUCCACAUCUCUGGGACAGUCCUCAAUUGGAUCAAGGCGAAGGAGACGGCCGUGGAGCCAAUAAUGGUUCCUGUGAAAUUUCACAGGACCACUUAUACCCGCCUCCAGGUUCCAGCGGAAACCCCAGGAAACAACGCAAUAAAAGGGGCGGCGGGGAUCAUCCGGAGCGGCACCCCCAAAAGCGUCGUUCCAUCGCAUCUGCCUCGAGCCGGGGCGAGCGUAAGCGGCGGUAUGCAUGUCCCUACUUUCUCCAUGACAGUUCGACAUAUUUCCAGUGUCUCAAUUAUUAUCUCCACAGGGUCGGCGAUGUGCGGCAGCAUUUACUUCGCCGACAUGUACAGGAAAUUUAUUGUCCCCAGUGUGGGCACAUAUUCGAGGGGGACACCAAUCACACUAACCGUGAUCAGCAUAUCCUGGACGGCAACUGUGAAAUUCGAGACUUUAAUAUUCCUCCUGGGAUGACAACUGAUACUGUUAAGAGGAUGAAAGAAACAGCUGGUGGAAACGCUCGUGACGACACAGCAAAGUGGUUUGAAAUUUGGAAUUGCGUUUUCCCAGGAAUCCCGCAGCCUAUGUCCCCAUAUCUCGAUGACGAGAUUACUGUCGUGUCAUAUCUAAUCCAAGAAUACCAAGCCCAGCCCAAUAUCGAUAGUGUGGCAUUACUCUCGCUAGUUCCUCCAGCUAUGCAAGAGGAGGCCUGCAGGCACAUGUAUAACAUGCUCGCUAGUAUUCCCCCUUACUUCACACGUCGGAUGGAAGGCUAUGUCAACCACAACCAAGGCAAUGAUUAUAUUCCGAGAGACAUUAUUCCUCCUUCUCAGUCAUCUAUCAAUGCGAAUGGCCAUCCGAAUUUAUCAUUGUCGCUCCCUCAACCAACCAUAGCCCCGCUGGAUUCUGUCUAUAACUCUCCUGAGAACCAAUUAUCCCCUAUAGACGAAAAUAGAGGUAUCGUCCCUUACGUUGUGUUGACCAACCCUGGCUGGCAAGAUCCCUCCUGGUCAGGUAGUGAUUAUGUACCUAAAGGACCUGACAAUUAGCGCUGAAUAUGCGGGGUUGGCGUCUUGAAAUAUCGGUAUUGGGGGGGGGGGGGGAGGGGG
Daldinia decipiens is the source of this 1440-nucleotide messenger RNA. RefSeq lists its product as uncharacterized. The record is from RefSeq and is a predicted model, not a curated record. Lineage: Eukaryota; Fungi; Ascomycota; Sordariomycetes; Xylariales; Hypoxylaceae. The coding region runs from base 109 to 1380 and encodes 423 amino acids. The transcript has a single exon.